CAGUAGGUUAACAGGACAAAAGUUGAAGCCAGUCUUACUGUUGUCGGAGACGAUGAGGAUGUUUCAUGUACUGUGUGCCGUGUUCACUGUCAUUCUCCUAGCGAGAGGUUGUGAUGCACAGCUUUCAGUAUGUGGCAGGCCUACAUUAUCCACUAAAAUAGUAGGAGGACAGAGUGCUACAUCUGGUGCUUGGCCGUGGCAGGUCAGUCUUCACAGUACCUAUCAUUUCUGUGGUGGAUCACUCAUCAACAAUGAAUGGGUCCUGACAGCGGCUCACUGCUUUUCCAGUACUUCAACUGCAUCCCUGACUGUGCUACUGGGCCUACAGACACAGUCAGGAUCAAAUCCAAAUUCGGUCAGCCGUACGGUCUCUGAAAUCAUAAAGCAUCCAAACUACAACAGCAACACUAAUGACAAUGACCUCACUCUUCUGCAUCUGUCUUCACCUGUGGUUUUUACUGACUAUAUAAAACCGGUCUGCCUGGCCGCAGAAGGCAGCACAUUCUACAGCGGGACAUCAAGCUGGGUCACCGGAUGGGGAGAUAUUGGCGUUGGUGUUCCUCUGCCUUCACCACAAACUCUUCAGGAAGUAAAUGUGCCUGUCAUUGGAAACAGAAAGUGCAACUGCCUUUAUAACAAUGAUAUCACAAACAACAUGAUCUGUGCUGGACUAGCACAAGGGGGGAAAGACUCCUGCCAGGGUGACUCCGGUGGACCAAUGGUAAGCAAACAGAACUCAGUCUGGAUCCAGUCUGGGAUCGUAAGCUUUGGCAUAAGAUGUGCUCAAGCUCAGUUUCCUGGUGUGUAUACCCGAGUUUCUCAGUACCAGAGUUGGAUCAACCAGCAUAUCACCACCAACCAGCCAGGAUUCAUUACGUUCACCUCCGAUGGUACUGACAGUGACCUAAGCGUGAGCUGUGCCGGUGUACCCGCCAUUCAGUCAACUGCUAUGACCCCUGCACCUGUGGUGUGUGGAAUGGCCAAACUGAACACUCUUGUUGGAGGAGAUAACUCACUCGCAUCCUCUGGCACAUGGCCUUGGAUGGCCAGUCUACAAUUUAACGGCAGUCACGUCUGCGGAGGAACGAUGGUUGCCGAGCAGUUUGUCAUGAGCACAGCCAGCUGUUUUUCCAGAUCAACAAAUGCAUCCCUGUGGACUGUGAUCCUGGGCCGUCUGAAUCAGAACAGUUCCAACCCCAAUGAGGUCUCCGUAAAAGUCGCCAACAUCACCAUCAGCAAUUUGACAGGUGACAACAUUGCUGUUGUGCACCUCGCCAGCGCACCAAAACUCUCAAAUUAUAUUCAACCGAUAUGUGUGGACCUCGGAGGUACUACCUUCAAUGUUAAUGCUACAUGCUGGACGGCAGGCUGGGGUUCAGGAUCAGGAGGAGUUACCCAAACCCUUCAACAAAUCCAAACCACUGUUGUGAAUUGUGGGAACUCAUCUUCAAACAGCAGUAUUUGUACAACUGCCAUGAACUUACAGGAGGGUUAUCAGGGUGGUCCUCUGAUGUGUAAGCAAGGUCUGUCAUGGAUCCAGGCUGCUGUUGUGACGAUACAAAGCAACAGCACUAACACAAGCGUCAGUAACUCCGCAGCAGUGAGCCGGAUCUUUCGCGGCCAAGAUAUCCAGGUCUUUACUAAAACCUCAAGCUAUUCAUCAUUCCUGACGGCUGUGGUGGGUUCUUUCCCCCCCAAACAAACAAACAGCACAAGUGCAGCUGUAGGAAGCACCCCGAAUUCCUCCACCAGUGUGUCUCACUUUUCUUUAUGUUUUACAACUGCACUCCUGUUUUUACUUUCAGCGCUGCAGAUCUUUCAUUGUUUUUUACGGGGACAUUUGAAGCCAGUUUUGCAGUUGUCGGAGAUGAUGAGGAUGUUUCACGUACUGAGUGCUGUGUUCGCUGUCACUCUUCUAGCGAGAGGUUGUGAUGCACAACUUUCAGUAUGUGGCAGGCCUACAUUAUCCACUAAAAUAGUAGGAGGACAGAGUGCUACUGCUGGUGCUUGGCCGUGGCAGGUCAGUCUUCACACUACCUAUCAUUUCUGUGGUGGAUCACUCAUUAACAAUGAAUGGGUCCUGACAGCAGCUCACUGCUUUUCCAGUAUUACAGCCACUGGCCUGACUGUGCUCCUGGGUCUACAGACACAGUCAGGAUCAAAACCAAAUUUGGUCAGCCGUACAGUCUCUCGAAUUAUAAAGCAUCCAAACUACACAAGCAACACUAAUGACAAUGACAUCACUCUUUUGCAUCUGUCUUCACCUGUGAAUUUUACUGACUAUAUACAACCAGUCUGCCUGGCCGCAGCAGGCAGCACGUUCUUUAGCGGCACAUCAAGCUGGGUCACCGGAUGGGGAGAUAUUGGCGUUAAUGUUCCCCUGCCUUCACCACAAACUCUUCAAGAAGUAAAUGUGCCUGUCAUUGGAAACAGAAAGUGCAACUGCCUUUAUAACAAUGAUAUCACAAACAACAUGAUCUGUGCUGGACUAGCACAAGGGGGGAAAGACUCCUGCCAGGGUGACUCCGGUGGACCAAUGGUAAGCAAACAGAACUCAGUCUGGAUCCAGUCUGGGAUCGUAAGCUUUGGCAUAGGAUGUGCUCAAGCUCAGUUUCCUGGUGUGUAUACCCGAGUUUCUCAGUACCAGAGUUGGAUCAACCAGCAUAUCACCACCAACCAGCCAGGAUUCAUUUCGUUUACCUCCAAUGGUACUGACAGUGACCUAAGUGUGAGCUGUGCCAGUGUACCCGCCAUUCAGUCAACUGCUGCAUCUAUAAUUGCCACGACCCCUGCACCUGUGGUGUGUGGAAUGGCCAAACUGAACACCCUUGUUGGAGGAGGUAACUCACUCGCAUCCUCUGGCACGUGGCCUUGGAUGGCCAGUCUACAAUUUAACGGCAGUCACGUCUGCGGAGGAACGAUGGUUGCCGAGCGGUUUGUCAUGACCACUGCCAGCUGUUUUUCCAGAUCAACAAAUUCCUCCCAGUGGACUGUGAUCCUGGGCCGUCUGAAUCAGAACAGUUCCACUCCCAAUGAGGUCUCUGUAAAAGUCACCAACAUCACCAUCAGCAAUUUGACAGGUGACAACAUUGCUGUCGUGCAGCUGGCCAGCGCACCAAAACUCUCAAAUUAUAUUCAACCGAUAUGUGUGGACCUGGGAGGUACUUCCUUCAAUAUUAAUGCUACAUGCUGGACGGCAGGCUGGGGCUCAGGAUCAGUUACCCAAACCCUUCAACAAAUCCAAACCACUGUUGUGAAUUGUGGGAACUCAUCUUCAAACAGCAGUAUUUGUACAACUGCCAUGAACUUACAGGAGGGUUAUCAGGGAGGUCCUCUGAUGUGUAAGCAAGGUCUGUCAUGGAUCCAGGCUGCUGUUGUGACGAUACAAAGCAACAGCACUAACACAAGCGUCAGUAACUCCACAGCAGCGAGCCGGUCCGUUCGCGCCCAAGAUAUCCAGGUCUUCACUAAAACCUCAAGCUAUUCAUCAUUCCUGACGUCUGUGGUGGGUUCUUUCCCCCCAAAACAAACAAACAGCACAAGUGCAGCUGUAGGAAGCACCCCGAAUUCCUCCACCAGCAGCGGCUGGGACACAAAGACACAGUUAUCUGACUGGGAUGGCUCUCACCUCUUCGCUGGCUACAGCUCCCGGCAGCGGCUGGGACACAAAGACACAGUUAAUCUGACUUGGAUGGCUCUCACCUCUUCGCUGGCUACAGCUCCCGGCAGCGGCUGGGACACAAAGACACAGCAGCGGCUGGGACACAAAGACACAGUUAAUCUGACUUGGAUGGCUCUCACCUCUUCGCUAGGUGCCACGGAUUAG
Paramisgurnus dabryanus is the source of this 3826-nucleotide messenger RNA. The record is from RefSeq and is a predicted model, not a curated record. Lineage: Eukaryota; Metazoa; Chordata; Actinopteri; Cypriniformes; Cobitidae.